GUGGGCGCGGCUGCCUCGCGCUCUAUAAAAUUCCCCUCAGCCGCUCGCGCUCACACAACUUUAAUCCCAGAGCGCGCACACGGAGAGAAUGAGAAUGAGCGCGUGCGACACGCCGCGGGCUGUCAUGAGACUCCGCAUGGAAAUUCACCACAGACUCAACAUGAAGUUUAUUCCGCUGAAGUGAUGAACUGUCCACUGAUGGAGACCCGAGCGCAAAGUCUGUUUGUGCAAUUGAUUGUGGCAAUUUCAGUCCCCAAACCGUCACCGCAACCACAGUCCCAAGACACCGCACCAAAACUGCCCACAUCAAUUGCAGUCCAAUGCCAUCUUCACGGCUUCCAAGUGUGUCCCCAGGCUGUCCAUAUGGGGCCAUCCUCAGCAACAGUGAGUGGCCUCCAAGCAACGAGACCUCCAGAAUCAGGGCACCAGGAUGAUUCAGAUCUGUCCAGAGAGGAGAACGGGUCAGGCCCACUGCUUCCCCAGGAGCAACACGUGAGAUUCUUUGUCGUGUCCUUCGCCUGGGCUUACCACGAAACCCCCAGGUACCAGCACCGUGACCCCGUGACCUCGGAGCUCCUGCUGUGUGAUCAGUGUCCCCCAGGCACAGCGGUGGAACGUCACUGCACGUCGGACUCGGCCACCGUGUGCGCUCCGUGUCCGGAGCGGCGCUUUGCUGAGCAGUGGCACUGGGGCGAGAGCUGCCAACACUGCACCCCCGUCUGCAAGGAGAGACAGUUCGUCAAGAGGGAGUGUAACGCCACAUACAACCGACUCUGCGAGUGUGUACAGGGAUACCACCUCACUGUGGAGUUCUGCGUACCCCACAGUGCCUGUCCGCCGGGAUCCGGGGUCUCCGAACCCGGUACUCCUGAUAGUGACACGGUGUGUGAGAAGUGUCCACAGGGCUUUUUCUCCAGCGUGGCGUCGGCCACCGAGCGCUGCGUUCCUCACCAAGACUGCUCACAGCUGGGCAUGAAGACGCGGAACCCUGGCACUGCCACUCAGGACACGGUGUGUGACAGAGAACCCGCCAUCGACUGCACUCGCAAACACACCGACUGCCGUGCCGACAUCACGCUGUGUGAGGAGGCCAUGUUCCAGUCCCUGCUAUCUCCUCCUCUGGUCUCUGUGGAUCUUCUUUUGGAGAGCCUUCCUGGCCGUAAAGUGGACAAGAAGAGCAUGGAGCCGCUGAAGAAGAAGUGCAGCCCCGAGCAGCAGGCCCUGCAUCUCCUGCGGCUUUGGAGAGAGCAGAACAAAGACCAGGGGAAGCUCCACAGCGUCAUACAUGGUUUGGACCACUGUGAGAGGAAGGUGUCUCGGUGUGCUGGUCUGAGGAACGUGACGCUGGAGGAACUGCUGGUGCUGAUGGACAGUCUGCCCGGGGAGAAGGUGAGCGAGGAGGCGGUACGGGCGCUGGCGCUCUCCUGCCCUACGCACCGCCACGUGGCACAGUUACUGCACCUCUGGAAGAGCCAGAACGCCAGCCGGGACCUGGCCAAAGCUCUGAAGCACAGCGUGCGCCAGUUACGCUCUCGGAACGCCCCGAAGACGCUCCUGCGCGCGAUCAAGCGCAUCAGCUGCGUCAUUAACGCCUCCGCACCCCGGCUGUACGAAAAGCUCCUCACCGGCGCGCUCCGAGACACCACGUGCUUCAAAACCAAACCGUAUAAUGACUGAAAACCUGGAGGUGGCGCCACACAGGGCCGGGCCUGAAGGUCACACGAAGGACAAACGAAGAGAAGACUUAUUUAAUAAGAGUUGUAUAUAAUCUUUGGGCAGAAACUGCGAUGACGGGGCGGGGUGGGAUCGGAUUUGGGAGUUUUCGCUACACUACACUACACUACGCUACACGAGACGAGACGAGACGAGAGAAGAAAAUAUUUUUGUGGCCUGUUGGGUUUUUUUUCCUUUCCUGUUGUAGGACUGCUUUUACUGACGCUGUAAAAAAAUAAAUGAAAUAAGGAAUGUCGGUUAUGAAUGUACAGUAAAAAUGGAGUGCAAUUACGUUUUAUUUAAUUGUAAUCUUGUGUGUUCAGGUGUGUGUGUGUUAACCAAAUUUGCUUCAAAUGUUUCUAUUUAUCAAAUAUUUGUCAGAAAAACUGGACUCUUGAAGCUACAUUUAUGUACUUUAGAUGCAAGGUCAUUUAAAAAAAAAUGUUUUAUACUUGUUCCUCUUGUUUUUACGUCAGUUGUUGUUGUUUUUUUCACUUUGCAUUAACGUGUUUUAAAAGUGUGGUUGUUUGAAUUUUAAAAUGUUAUAUACGAGUGCCACUAUUCCUACAGCCUGACUUAAAUAUAGUGUUGUGUUUCCAAA
Molecule: messenger RNA, 2314 nt
Organism: Ictalurus punctatus (channel catfish)
Lineage: Eukaryota; Metazoa; Chordata; Actinopteri; Siluriformes; Ictaluridae
Product: tumor necrosis factor receptor superfamily member 11B
Exons: 6
Coding region: 184-1677 (497 amino acids)
Molecular function (GO): protein binding
Source: RefSeq, a predicted model, not a curated record